Messenger RNA from Manis javanica (Malayan pangolin), 839 nucleotides. NCBI's taxonomy places the organism in Eukaryota, Metazoa, Chordata, Mammalia, Pholidota, Manidae. The record is from RefSeq and is a predicted model, not a curated record.
GGGAAAUCGCCCCUGACAAGGAUGCCCACAGCAUGGGCGUACCCCUCUCGUCUUACUGCAGGCCCCUCCGAGGUCAGGUGGGUCUGGUGACGUGCCCGACACGCGUGCUGUGUGGCCCUGCCCAGCCCGGUGGCCUGUGCCUGUCCUGUAGCCUCCACGCGGAGCUCAAGUGGAGGCAGGGGAGCGGGGCACCCACCCGCGCACUGGGAAAGCAGCCCCGAUGUGGACAUGCCCUAGUGGCCAGGUCUUCAUCUGAGGAGGAGGUAUUUUUCCGCCAACCCGGAAAGCACACGGAGAGGCACCGCACACCCCUCCUGCGGACCCGCCUCGUGGGCGGCUGCCAUCCCCAGGUGGGGGGGUCGUCUGGGGCCCCGGCCGGAGGCAGCCGGCCCGGCUUGCUGCGCCCUUUCGCGAGGGGGUGCCCCGGAGAGCCGGCUGUGGGAGCUCCGAGCCUGCUUCCAAGAAAUCCGCUGCGUUUCGCCGCAGCGCCGGCUCGUGGGCCCCGGAGCCCCGGCCCCCCUCUGUGCCCUGCACCCCCCUCCCCUCUCUCCGUCCUUUCAUCGCUGCCCCGCGCUCCUAGCACCUGGGUCUGUGAGGGCGCCGCUCCUGCGGCCGCUGCUUGUAGCUGGCUGUGAUGAAAAGCGUCCGUUUUACACUCGCCGGGCCCAGCAGCACUACAGACACACAGAUUCCUUUGUUGCAAAUAAUUAAUUUGACUCCAUAUUGCGUAAUAUGCUAAAAAGCUUUCUGGGGUGAACUCCUGCCGGCCGGACACUGCGAUCUCAUCAGUAUUGCAUUGCACUGGGCCCUACUGUGAUGCAGUUUCAUUAAAAAUUUAA